AUGUUGGUCUCUUCGGUGAGCUUUAUAAGUUGCAACAUACUAGACGGCCCUUCUUGGGGAGUGGCUUGUGCUGACGAAGAAGGAAGUCAUGUGGACAACCAAGCCGUAGCCGUACCUACACUUCUGUCGUUACCCACCGAUGACAACCAGUGCGAUUCUCAAAGCACAAAUCCUGGGCAUCCGAGUGUUCAUUAUUUUGCAGUUUUUGACGGUAACGGAGACUCCGUUGCCGCCGAUUUGUGUAAAGGCCGCCUUCAUGAGAUCGUUGCUGAAGAAGUCAAGAGACAGCUGGAUGAAGACGAAGAAGACUGUCAUCCCCUUUUUUGUUACUAUAAGUUUUUCUGUGAGCCAAUUCAGAGAGGCAUCAGGAACAGUUUUUUAAGGAUGCAUGAUGAGGUUGUAAGUUACCGCCUGGAAGAUGAUGAGUUACCUGAUCCGAUGGAGUUACCGAUUAUGAGAGGUGCGUCAGCUACAGUGGCCAUCGUUACCACUUGUAGAAUCCUCGUUGCAAAUUGUGGGAAUGCCCGCGUCGUGCUAUCUAAAGGAGGGAAAGUUAUUCAGAUCUCCAACGACCAUAUACUCGACCGGGAUGAUGAAAAGGUUCGGCUACGAGGACUUGGAUUUCCUAUUGGAGAUCUAAGUACCGUGACUCGAUCUCUUGGCUGUCGUCGUGUGCAUGAUGAUAAUACUCCAAUUUACUUGAUCCCAGAGCCAGAGUUUACUUUCGAAAUGCGGAGCAAGGAUGACGAAUGCCUCAUAAUUGCCAGUCACGGCCUGUGGAAAGUCAUAUCCAACGAGGUUGCAUGUGAGGUUGUUCGCACGUUUCUGGCGAUGGGGGCUACUGCAGAGACAACGGCCAUCUUUCUGGCGCAGAUGGCCAAAGAGAGCCGUGCUGAAGGUGCAGAAAGUUUUUCAGAAUCUGUGAUUGUUGUAGACCUCCGGCCUGGCAAGGUACAAAAUGGACAAGAUGAGUCUGCGAUGGACUAUUUUGAAGGCACUACUGCUACAUUUUUCGAGGGUAGGUUAAGGUCACCACUCCUUGAGCUUCGAGCUGUAAAUCGUCGAAGUGGAAGCAAAGAUGUAUCCUAUUUCAGUAGGAACCGACCCCCCAACUGA
This is a messenger RNA of Marchantia polymorpha subsp. ruderalis, 1116 nucleotides long. NCBI's taxonomy places the organism in Eukaryota, Viridiplantae, Streptophyta, Marchantiopsida, Marchantiales, Marchantiaceae. The record is from the annotation of a GenBank genome assembly.